Stereum hirsutum FP-91666 SS1 is the source of this 1377-nucleotide messenger RNA. RefSeq lists its product as uncharacterized. The record is from RefSeq and is a predicted model, not a curated record. Lineage: Eukaryota; Fungi; Basidiomycota; Agaricomycetes; Russulales; Stereaceae. The transcript is spliced from 6 exons. Bases 1 to 1377 code for a protein of 458 amino acids.
AUGUACCAGACUGCGCCAGACGUAUCGCCCGGGUAUCAGGAUCGCGCUCCCUCAUCGCAUACCACCAGGCGCUGGCAACUCAGACAGGCUCUCGCCACCGCUAAUGUCGAUAUCUCUAACCCCGACACUUUCCCUAUAUCGCUCGCUCUCAUCAGAACGCGCCCGGCUCCUGAUGCCCGCGACCCUAUUCCCAGGGGCGUGACCGAUGGGACCACCAGCGAAAGCCCCCCACUGUACCAAUUCGUUCAGGAUUGGACGAACGAACUACAACUACUGAUUACUCGUCCUGAUUGUCGCCUUCUAAAGUUCGAGGCAACAAAGCUUGCUGUCGAGGGUUACACGCGUACCUUCAUAUUGUUGGAGUUCAUAGUCCAACAAGUGCUGAAUGAACUAGUCUCCCACCUGGAGCUAUUCGGUGAUCUUCCCAAAAUGCAGGAAGUCCUCGUCAUGAUCGAGUUGAUCUCGUACCAACGUCGCAAAUGCGACCCUCCUCAAGAAUGUAUCCUCAGGCUCGAAGACUUGCACAAUAUGUCCACCCGACUCAUGGAUUUCCUCAGGCAUACCGCCAUUACACGGCGUGGCCAACAUGCGUGGACAGAACUGUUUGCUCAGAUUGAGGCAUACGCGACAUAUCCCUAUCCGACGCCGGUCGCAACUCACCCUAUAUCUCGAACUUCCUGGCCACUGAUCUCACCCACUGUCUCGUCGUGUUCAUCCCACUCCUCGCUAUCUUCGGACGUUCCGGAGGCGAACCACAAUUCACCUGGCUUUCAGUCAACAUCGCACAGCACCCAGCAUGCGGAGAACACGUCUAUCUCACAAGAGCCAACGCUAAACCAGACUCUCCCAGAUGCUCUGAAGCACUACAUAGACAACAGCACAAAAUCAAAAGCCUUGUAUGUCGAUAUGUUGAAGAAGCAGGAGGACUCUAUGUCGCAGCUACGUGCUGCCUGCAAACAUUUCGUAGAGCUCGAGAACGCUUGCCGUGACCAGGCCAAACAAACAUUCGAUAAUCUGUUCGGCGGAACACCAGCAACGGAGGUCGUGUCUGACGUGUUGAGGGCCAUGGCUCCCAGUAAUGCUCAGUCAACUAUUCUUGCCACCCCACCUACUGCGAAUGAUCGAGCUCAAACGCCUCCUACAUUCCAUACGUCUGGUCCCGUCGGUUUUCAACUCUCCGCUGCCAGUAUCACCGCCCAUAAGCCAUACUCCACUAUCAUACCAAUCUGGCAACCAUCCAUCUCGAUGGUCUCCCGUGUUUUGCAGACGGCCCCCACCCUCACUUUCUCCAGUCCCUCGGAGCAUGUCUCCCGCAGAGUCGGGCAUAUCGUUUCAUCGUCCGGAGACACCUCGUCCGUGCCCACCUAUACAACUUGA